Molecule: messenger RNA, 1548 nt
Organism: Necator americanus (New World hookworm)
Lineage: Eukaryota; Metazoa; Nematoda; Chromadorea; Rhabditida; Ancylostomatidae
Exons: 6
Coding region: 1-1548 (515 amino acids)
Source: RefSeq, a predicted model, not a curated record
AUGAGAGCAGCAUGGGCAGCAUUCGCAGCCGUCAGGGAAGCUACGAACCAACUGACGGACCAAGAUCUUCGUGCCCAUCUGUUCGACUCGACAGUUCUUCCAGCACUCUGUUACGCAGCGGAGACGUGGGCAGACACCACGGCCACGUCUAGGAAGCUGCUUACUACCCACAAAGCCCUUAGGAAUGUCCCGUCUUGCGACCCAGCGGAAUAUGUGUCGAAAGCAAAACAUAGAUGGCCCGGUCACAUCAUGAGAAGAAUCGACGAUAGAUGGACUAAAAGAACGCUAGAGUGGAUCUCAAGGGACGCUAAACGCCCUCGAGCGAGACCGCCAACGAGAUGGGGUGACGUGUUCCCUACACGGAUGGACCAGCUGAGAGCUCAGCUGGAUACGGCUGAAGGACCUCGCCAACGUCACUCACGAAGCUUGAGAACAUCUUGGAUGACAAUGGCGAGGGAACGAAGAGAGCAUAACCCACCUGAAACCCUUACCAGCCCAGAUUCGUGGAGUGAUGCCUUUAAGAGCAUCGAGGAUGUACUGAAGUGGACUAAGAACAUCCGGCUCCGUGCUCAAAUAUUCAACACCGGCAUUCUUCGUGCUUUGACCUACGCUUCAGAAACCUGUGUGUUUCGCAAGCGGGAGGAAAAUGCGAUCAGCGUCACAGAAUGCGCAAGUGAAGGGAUCAGAGACGCUGCCAAGUAUGCCAAGGAAAGUAAAAUUAGGUGGGCCAGACAAGUGAUGCGACAAUCGCUAGACCAGAGGCGACGUCGAACGCAGCGCAGGAAACCCGCUGACCCGACGGUGAGACCUCUUCACGAAGUUCUUCAAAGAAAAAUACGAUCCUCUUCGAGUCCGUCGCGAGAAGAAAAACCGCUGAGCAACCCUUAUGCUCGUCAUGGAAAAAUGGAACUAGUGACGCUGGAUGAAGUCCAACUACAAGAACAAGCUGGAUCCCGUCAGCUGCAUCGACUACAUCCAGAUCGUGUAGGAGUCACAGAGGUUUGCCGAGAAUACCGCCUGUCUCUUGUCCUAACUUUCGUCGACCAUGAGAAAGCCUUCGUCUGCGUAGAAACGAACGCAAUAUUGUCAGCGCCGGGCGAUCAAUGUGAGGACGUGUCGGUACGGCAAGGCGAUACUGUAUUUGCUGAAGCUGUUGAAAUCACUGGUGAAGACAGAGGUGUUCCUAUCCAAGGAAAAAUCUUGUCAAAACUUCGUUUUGCUUACGACAUCGUUCUCGAGAAGACAAGAAGAAGCAAAGACAAUGCUCAAAGAAUUAAACGAAGCAGGGAAGAAAAUAGAUUGCCAAUAAACGGAAAGAAGACACAGUUCAUGAAAAACGUCUGCUGGAAGGAGGGAGGAGUACAACUAGAAGGCUCGCAAAUCAUGGAAACUUCAUCAUGCCCGUACCUCACACGUUACAUGAAUAUGGAGAGCAACAUGAAGGAAGAAGUGAAUAUAAGGAUGAGAGCAGCGUAUGCAAAUAUUCGUGUUCGUCAGGGAAGCUAUGGUCCAACUGACGGACCAAGAACCCCGCGUCUAUCUGUUUGA